CGUUCAGUGUCAACUGUCAACCGUGUCUUCUUGAUUUGGGUCGUGUUGACUUGGAAGUUGGAACCGACGCCACAUACACACGGCGAGAGCCAACACAGCAACACACCACCUGCUCGCUGCUCGGCAUGCACGAAGAAGCUGCGAUCAUGCCGGCGUCGCCCUGCUGCCUCGCUGUCCGCCGCCGCGCUCCCUUCUUCGCCGUGCUAGUGCUACUGCAACAGCUGGCUCGCUUCCCACCGGCGGCGGCCGUGGCGCGCACCAACCUGACCGCGGGAGCUGCCCUGACGCCGCCCGACUACCUCACAAGUCCGUCGGGCGGGUUCGCGUUCGGCUUCCGCGCCCUCGACGCCGACCCGACCAGGUUCAUCCUCGCCACGUGGUUCCGCUUGGGCGACGGCGACCCCUCGCCCCCGCCGCCGCAGUCCGUGGUGUGGUUCGCGAAGAAGUCGACGGGCGCCACGCCCAACGGCACGGCGCAGUCCGUCCUCAGCAUCACCGCUGAAGGCCAGCUCGUGCUCACCGACGGCGCCAGCAACCAAGUGCUGUGGAAAGCCCCGACGACUACCGGCAUCAUGCAGGCCGCCGGCACCGUCCUCACGCUGACCGAUUCCGGCAACGCCCGGUUCCUCGGCGACGGGGGCGCCGCGCUCUGGGAGAGCUUCUGGUACCCGACGGACACCCUCCUGCCGGGCCAGAUGAUGGUCCCGAGCUCCCAGUACGAUAUGACGUCGGCGAUGCUCUUCUCAAAGCGCGCGGACGCGGAGUUCGCCACCGGCCGGUUCAGCCUGGCGGCGCAGAGUGAUGGCAACGUCGUCCUCUGCAUCGACCUCUACACCGGCGACAUCCGGCAGAACGCCUACUGGGCCACGGGCACCAACGGCCCCGACCCCAACACAACCAUCACCUUCGACGACCAGGGCGGCCUCAACUACACGCUCAGCGACGGCUCCACCCACACCCUGAUUUCGCCGGCGUCGAGCUCCGCCGCCGGCAGCAGUCGCUGCCUCCAGUUCGUCAGGAUGGACCCCGACGGCGUCGUCCGUGCCUACGCCCGCCCUAAAAGCGGCGGCGCGAGCGCGUCCUGGGCCGUGACGGGCGUCCUCCCCGGCGACGGCGGCUGCAACAAGAGGACGUCGGGGAUGCAACACAUGUGCGGCACGGGGUCUUACUGCGUAGAGACCAAAGAACGGCUCAGCUGUCUCUGCCCGGCUGGGUACACUUACAUCGACCCGCAGCAUCAUGACAGCGGCUGCACGCCGGAGUUCGAGCCGCAGAUCUGCGGCGGGGGGGACUCUGGGGACAACGGCUCCGACCAGUUCUCGAUCGUGGAGCUGCCGAACACCACCUGGGACAUGGACAUGUACAAGAAGAUCCCGUCGGUAACGGAGGAGCAGUGCCGGGCGUACUGCCUUGGCGACUGCUUCUGCACGGCGGCGCUGAUGGUCGACGGAUCCGUCUGCGUGGAGUUGGGGGCGCUCUCGAACGGACUGCAAGCAAGCGCCGUCACAACGACGGCGCUGAUCAAGGUGCGGACGGGGAACACUCUGGCGGCGAGAACGUCAGCGAUAAGAAGGAGAGCUAUUCUGCGUCCCUACUACAUCGUCACCAUUUGCCUGGGCAUUGUCCUAGCGAUCACCAUCGUCGGCCUUGCGGCACAACAUUAUUACCUCACCAGGAAGAAGAAGAAGAACAGGAACAAAGAGAGCCAGCAGCAGCAGGUGUUGAGCUCGAGCGUGAGAGCGUUCAGCUGGAAGGAGCUCCACCAAGCCACAAAUGGCUUCGACAGGCUGCUGGGCAAAGGGAACUUCGGCGAGGUCUACAAGGGAACUCUGAGAUGGCCGCAGCCACAAGCCAUCGCGGUGAAGAAGCUCGUGGAGUCGAACGAGUACAGCGAGCAGGAGUUCACCAACGAGGUGCAGUCCGUGGGGCAGAUCCACCACCGGAACCUGGUCCGCAUGAUCGGCUACUGCAAGGAAGGCAAGCACCGGAUGCUCGUCUUCGAGUUCAUGCCAGGCGGCUCGCUCCGACGCUUCCUGUUCGACCCCGAAAAACGGCUGCCGUGGCGGUGGCGCGCCGAGGCGGCGCUCGCCAUCGCACGGGGGCUCGAGUACCUCCACGACGGCUGCAGCGCCCCGAUCAUCCACUGCGACAUCAAGCCCGACAACAUCCUGCUGGACGGGCAUGGCUUGCCAAGGAUCACCGACUUCGGCAUCUCCAAGCUGCUGGGGACGCAGCAGGUGCACACCACGGUCACCAAUAUCAGGGGCACCAGAGGGUACAUCGCGCCGGAGUGGCUCCGCAGCGAGGCGCGUGUCGACACCAAGGCAGACGUGUACAGCUUCGGCGUGGUCCUGCUGGAGAUGAUCAGUUGCCGGAGGUGCCAGGACCCGGUGGAGGGAGCGGAUUCCGACGAUGAGACGGUCACGCUGUUCGGGUGGGCGGCGCAGCUGGUGGGCGCGCGGAGGGUCGAGCUCAUGCUGGUGGAUGGCGACACUGCCGAUGAUGUGGAGGAAACGGAAAGGGUGGAGCGGUUCGCGCGCGUGGCACUUUGGUGUAUCGAGCCCAACCCGGCGCUACGGCCCACCAUGCACCUGGUGGUGCACAUGUUGGAGACCACUGAACGCGUGGCUCAGGUUGAGGCGCUACCAGCGGACCCUCCCAGCUGUUACAUGGAAUCCUCACCUUUAAUAGUAAUUCCUCAGCUCAAGAUUGAAUGAGAUGAGAUGUUAAAAACCCCAGCAGUUUUCUGACUAUGACACGGAGUGUAGAAUUGCUUGGAUCAGUUCCCUCUCUUACCUCUGUAUCCCAUCUUAGCAAACUCGUGUAUUUCCGUUUCUCUAUAAAUGAAAAUGGGGUUUGAUCU
Molecule: messenger RNA, 2863 nt
Organism: Sorghum bicolor (sorghum)
Lineage: Eukaryota; Viridiplantae; Streptophyta; Magnoliopsida; Poales; Poaceae
Product: G-type lectin S-receptor-like serine/threonine-protein kinase LECRK2
Exons: 1
Coding region: 126-2717 (863 amino acids)
Biological process (GO): protein phosphorylation
Molecular function (GO): ATP binding; protein serine/threonine kinase activity
Source: RefSeq, a predicted model, not a curated record